This is a messenger RNA of Leucoraja erinaceus (little skate), 2803 nucleotides long. It is a transcript of the gene dnaaf19, whose product is annotated as coiled-coil domain containing 103. Lineage: Eukaryota; Metazoa; Chordata; Chondrichthyes; Rajiformes; Rajidae. Gene Ontology annotation, cellular component: outer dynein arm. The coding region runs from base 147 to 878 and encodes 243 amino acids. The record is from RefSeq and is a predicted model, not a curated record. Gene Ontology annotation, biological process: determination of left/right symmetry; epithelial cilium movement involved in extracellular fluid movement; inner dynein arm assembly. The transcript has 5 exons.
AGCCGAACCCGGACCCUAGCAACGCCAACCGCCCCGCGGCACUGCCGGCCGAGCGGAGCCGAGUGGAGCCGAACCCGGACCCUAGCAACGCCAACCGCUUACACCCAGCGGUAUGAAUAUUGGAUUCUCCAACAUCAAUCGUUAAAAUGGAAGAAAGCGAGACCCUUGAUUUUCAGGCUCUGGAACGGGAGUUACAAAUCGCCUUGACACUUGAUGAGAAACAUAAACGAGAAAAUGAUGCCAAGUUUAGGGCUAUUCAUCAGAAAGUUGGAUCAUAUGAAGAAUUUAGGGAUAUUGUGCUAGCUUCACAUCUGAAGCCCUUGGAAAUGCGAGACAAGUUGGGAGCAAGGAAUCAACCCUGGAAUUCAUGUGCCGGGGUAACAAGUGCAAAGGCCAGUGUUCCAGUGGAAUUAUCCAAGUACACAGAUUCCUGGCCUCGGACCUCAGCGGAGUUUAGCCGUGACUGGAGAAGAUACUACUGUACAGGACCAGAGAAAUAUGCCUUCCUUGUCACCUUAGGUGCCCAGCUCUUAGAAAGCAUCUUCUGUGCCGAAAUAGGAUUUGGACUCCUUGGUGAAUUCCUAGUCAUACUUUGUAAUCAUUUCCAACCAGAAGAUGCUCAAGCAAUUUAUUGGAUUCUGCUGCACCUUUCUCAGACUCAACGGUUUGGCCUGAGUGUGGAUUUCCUGAGCAGCAGUGAGAGGGAGAAAGGCCAAAGGCUGUUUCAGAUGCUGGAACAGAAGCUGGGUGUACCUUUGCAGCGGGGAAGUAAGGCAGAACUGGAUCCCGCGGGGGCUGCACAAGAGGCAUGUGUUACCGAGGAGACAGUAAAUGUGACAGCAAUGCAGCAAUUGAUGAAAUCAUACAGGUUUACCUAGUGCUUUAUAUCUGAACUACUCUACCCCAUUUCAUGCUAUUGUUAAUUUCCCUGCACAUCUCACAGUACAAAAUAUGAUUUUUUUUUCUAAAUAGGAAUGUAAAUAUAAGGACCAUAAAUGAAGCAGUAGCAAGUGUAUGCAAUGUGACUCUUCAGGCUCGUUAUACCUUUCAAUAAGAUCAUGACUGAAUUUAAAAUACAACUCUAUUUUCUUAUUGUAACCCUUUUCCCCUAAGACAAAGCAUCUCACUGUGUCUCACUGUGACUUGUCACAUGUGACAAUAAAAGUAUCUAAUCUAAUCUCCCUUCGUAUUUUUUGCAUCCAUAAUCUGUGACCUUGAUUUUAAAUAGAAUAAAUUGAGCAUCAACUGUCUAAGGUAAAAAAAUCCUUUAAAAAAAAAAAGUUAUUUUUGAUUUGUCAAUUCCCCUGUGGUUCAUUCAGAGCCAUUGGGCUCUCUUACACCUGGAUUUAUCAGCUAUUAACUAUUCUGAACUAGCAUGUCGGUCUGGUAUGUACAGAUUUGAAACAGGCAAUUGCUUGUAUGAGACAACUGCAAUAACCGCAAUCCAUUUGUGUUCAUAUCAGUUUCCAAGUUGCCAUUUACAGUCCUAAAUGUUCUUUAUUUCAGGUUGUCUAUUUUCAGUUAAUUUGUGCAUCUGGUUUAUUAACUCUAAUUAAAUCAAUUCAAUCACUAUUUUAAUAAUUGCCCAUGGCAUCAUAGAGCUGUACAGCACACAUAUAGACAUUCAGUCCAACUCGCCUCGGCCGAUCAACUUGCCUUCACGAGUUAGUCACACUUGCCUGUGCACGAGUCAUAUUCCUCCAAACCUUUCCUAUCCAUGUACCUGUCCAACACUUUCAAAUUUAUUAAUUAUACUUGCUUCUCCCAUUUCCUUUGGCAACUCACCCCAAAUACAUUUGUAAAAAAGGUUGCUCCUCAAAUCUCCUUUAAUUUUUUCCCCAUCUCAUUUUAAACCUAUGCCCUCUAGUUUUAGACUCCCGUACGCUGGGGAAAAUAAUUUAUUUAUGCCGAACAACAAUCUGAAGAAGGGUCUCGACCCGAAGAAGGGUCUCGACCAGCCAUUGAACUUUGCAGGAAAUUGUGUUUGAACCAACAUUCUUGCUCUAUGAGAUAUAAACUGUAACAUUAAAUGGUGGGCACGUCACAUCAGGCUGAUGCUUGUUUUCUGAGGUUGGGUAAUGUCUUCAUUGUUUUGUAGGUAUAUGAACUCUUUCCUGGCAGCUAUACUAGCAUUCCAUGGCCACUGGGCUAGAAUUCUGUCUGCUGGGACUAGGAAAAUAUAAUGCAAAUAAAGGAAUGAAAAAUGUUAAUCGAGAUUUCUAUUUCUCUUCCAUUAAGUUUCUGGAACAUUUUGCAUAUCAAUUGGUGAACCUGCUGAUGAUAUUGGUUACAGAGGAUCCCUCAUAAUGUGCACAUUUUGGACAGUCUGUGGCACGUACACCUACCUGUAUGUUAAAUUCCAGUUUUUGCCUCUCUGUUCAUGGUUUAGUAUCCACCUUCAUAUCCCUUUCUGGCUCCCCUUCCAAGCCCUAACAUCCACUGUUCCAGACCUAAUUUAGCUGAAACUCUUUGGGUGGGGAUAUGAACAGAUAAUCCCAACUAAGGGAGGAUCAAAUGCAUCAACCUUCAUCCAGGCAAUCUAUACUAAAUAUCCAAAUGUAGAUUGGGGGAUGAUUCUGCUAUCUUUGCGAAAGUGGCCUUUAGAAGGAUGAAUGUCAGAUAUUGAAUGUCUUGCUAGUCUGUGUCUGAAUUAAGGACAUAUAUAUGUAUUGCUAAUGUGUUUUCGUCAACAGAAUACGCGACCCAUUCGAUAGGCUCUCUAUGGCUAUCAGAUGUUAUGCGGUUAUCUUAUGUUGUCAAACUUUUCUGCUCUUGAAUAUAUAAUAAAAACAAAUAAAAAGAU